Molecule: messenger RNA, 3766 nt
Organism: Brassica napus (rape)
Lineage: Eukaryota; Viridiplantae; Streptophyta; Magnoliopsida; Brassicales; Brassicaceae
Product: inactive TPR repeat-containing thioredoxin TTL3-like
Exons: 4
Coding region: 1367-3094 (575 amino acids)
Cellular component (GO): cytoplasm
Molecular function (GO): protein binding
Source: RefSeq, a predicted model, not a curated record
AGAAAUCAAAGUUGGAUAACCAAAGUUGAUUGCACCGACUUAAUUAAAAUACAAUAUUGUUUUAUUUAUUUUAAUUUUAGUCGGCGAUCAUGUUUUGCAAAAAGUGUAGAAAUGUCAAAGCGAAUCUUGAAACCAUGGGUAUUAAAAAAAAAAAAAGUGGUGACGAAUGAUCAUGAUUCAUGAGUCCAUGGUAUAGGUAGAUUAUUAUUAGGGAUAAAAUAUUAUGAACGUUUUAUAAGAGUGAUGUGGUAGGAGAUGAUGAAGCAUUGGAUAAUAUGGUAAGCGAGUGAUUUCGGGGAUUAUAGUGAGAUCAGUACGCUAUCUGCAGCAAAUAUUAUUACGACGCUUUCGUAUGAGCUUACCUAAGGCUCUACGUUAAAGCCUCUCCAACUUAAAUGUCUUUUAUAUCUCAGGGAAAUGUAUCUACGAAUUUAACAUGAUUACCAAAACAAAAAAAAAAAAUCUAUCUACGACCCAUCGUUUUUGCGUUUCGUUUAAGAACUACGGAGUAAUUGAUAAUUAUGGGGGAAAAGAAUAAGAAAAUACAUUAAUUAGCUUGCAAGUUGCCGGUAACAGAAAGGCAGUUUGUGAUGUCAUGUAUGCAUGCAUGAAAUAUUUGAUCGUAAUGUCCGGUUUUCAUAAAGCGCAACAAAAUGUAUUCCCAAUCACAAUAGCUUGAUUGAUAUCACUACUCUCAUAUAACUAAUUUAUAAUUAGUUCUUUCAACAAAGAUAUGUAGGAACUAGGAACUUGUCUUCAUAGAUGUUUGAUUUUAUGAGAAAUCAGCAUACGUUCUUGUAGACACCUUAAUUUACAUGGAGAUAUUCAACCAACGUGAACCCCAUAAGGCCAACCAAAGGCAAAAAUAGAUUCAGGUUGAGAAAUUCUCGGACUUUUUUGUUUGGACAAGAGUCACAUUUUCUUUCUAAAUAUUGACUUAACAAAUCUAAGGUUCAUUUUCCGUUUCCCUUACAAGACCAGGUAAUAGCCAUAGAAAGAAAAAAAGGACAAACAACGAACCAGAAAAAAGGAGAGAAACAAAAAAAAACAAGAAUUGACAAGAACAGAACCCACCACCAAGUCUAUUGACAAACUUACAUCGACCUGAGAAGUAAAAACGACAUCAUUCUUCUUCUUUUUGUUAUUCUUAACCUAUCUUGAUCACAAUGCAAUUUUGUGUAACAUUAUUGAUUCAAGAAGGGGACACGCAACAAAAAGAGCUUCCUCUAUCUUCUUAACAAUGGGGAUAUUCUCAUCUUCAAAUAAUUAAUACCAAACGUUGAGCUCUGGUUUGCUAUAUUUCCAUCUACCUUUAUAAAACCUUUCCUUGAGUUUUGCUUGAUUGUGCCUACCUAGUGGCGCAAGGAUGGCAGAAAAGCCAGUGGAGAAAAGGUCACGUCGAGGGCUGUUGGGUGCUGUGUUUGGUAAACGUGGCUUGUGGUCCAAGAAAUGUACCGCGGAUAAGGGAAACCAUAAAAGCACAACGAGUACCAGCACUGCCUCCACAGAAUGCACCGCUAAUAUUCAGUUCACCAAAUCUCCAGCAACCGAAUUAAACCCAAAUAAGAUUCAAGAUCAUAAAGUCCCACCUGAACCGAUACAAAAACCUAUUUCAAAACCCUCAUCGAAUCAAAACCCUAAUAACCAUCAGUUAGGCAACAAUGGGAGUCACCAACAUAUUAAUAAUCAAUGGCCGGUCCAACAACAAGCGAAGAAGGUGCCAAGGGAAUCUAUCGGUCUAUCAGGUGAGCUAGAGAGCAUGAUCAACGACAACCAAAAAGCUAAAGGGAUAAGAGCAUCUUCAAGCAAUGUGAUGUUUGGCAACCUUGGGAACUUGAAGCAGCCAGGAACAACAUCGGUUGGGAACCAAACAACUGUUCAAAACAAAGGAUACGGUAAUAAUACCGGUGGAAGCUACGGGGUGAGGAAUACAAUGAAAGAGGAAAGACAAACUGCGGUUUCAACUAAUCAAGAUCAGCCAGGGUCUUUGUGUAGGGCGAUAUCUACAAGAAUGGAUCCAGAGACUUUGAAGAUAAUGGGGAAUGAAGAUUACAGGAACGGAAACUUUGCUGAAGCGUUAGCGUUGUAUGAUGCUGCCAUAGCCAUCGAUCCAAAGAAGGCUGCGUAUAGAAGCAACAAAAGUGCGGCGUUGACGGCAUUGGGAAGAAUCAUUGAGGCAGUGUUUGAGUGUAGAGAGGCAAUUAGAAUGGAGCCUCAUUACCAUAGAGCUCAUCAUCGGUUGUCUAACUUGUACCUCAGGUUGGGAGAGGUGGACAACUCAAUAUAUCAUGUUAAGCAUUCGGGUCCAGAAGCAGAUCAAGAAGACAUUUUGAAGGCCAAAACGGUUCAGACUCAUCUCAACAGAUGCACCGAAGCCAAAAGAUUGCGAGAUUGGAGAACUCUGAUCAAAGAAACCGAGAACACUAUAGCUUCAGGCGCAGACGCAGCUCCUCAAGUAUAUGCAUUGCAAGCAGAGGCAUUCUUGAAGAGUUAUAGACAUCAAGAGGCCGAUGAUGCUUUGUCUAGAUGUCCGGUUUUCGAUGUGGAAAUGAGCACAAAAUACUACGGACCGAUCGGUUACGCCGGUUUCUUGGUCGUCUGGGCUCAGGUUCACAUGUCAUCCGGAAGAUUUGGAGAAGCCGUUGAGGCGAUUCAACGAGCUAACAAGCUGGACAGGAACAACAGGGAAGUAAGCAUGGUUCUCCGGCGUGUGCAGGCCGUAACCGCAGCGCGAUCAAAAGGCAACGAUUUCUUCAAAGCGGGACGGUUUCAAGAAGCUAGCACAGCUUAUGGUGAAGGAUUAGACCAUGACUCAAGAAACUCAGUCUUGCUAUGUAACAGAGCAGCUUGUCUAUCCAAAAUGGGACAGUUCCACAGAGCCGUAGAGGAUUCCACGAAUGCACUCACCGUCCGUCCUGCCUACACCAAGGCUCGACUGAGAAGAGCCGACUGUAACGCUAAGCUUGGGAACUGGGAAGCAGCAAUUGGAGACUACGAGAUAUUGAGAAAAGAGACACCUGAAGACGAGGAAGUACUCAGAGCAUUGUCAGAGUCCAAGAUGCAGCUAGUGAAACGACGUGGACAUGAAUCUUGAACUCUCCCAGCGAUUAAAACAGCCACCAUGAGAUUGUUCAGGAAGUUACGGACUGAAAAGUCUAGUCUUAAUAUUUUUUUAGCCGGUAACAAAUGAGAAAUCUUUAAUCAAUCAAAAUUUAUAUCUCGGUGUAAAUACAGACAGGUUCGAGUUUCGUUACAAAACAGUCAAGAACAAAGAUUUAAUCAUUUACUAAAAUAUAUAAUUACGUCCUAGAUGGUUUUUUGGGUCUAUAUAUUGCAUUUGCAAGUUUGUUGUCUAGAAUAUUUCGACAAGGUGUGUGUAGAUGUUAAAAAAUGAAUGUGGUGAAGCUUGAGGUUGAUAUAGUCUCCAUCCUUUAGAGAGAACACAUGAACCAUAUCAAAUUGGAAGAUGACAAUGAGGUGUCAGGAUAAAUCUUUGAAAUGCUCCAUCUUUGAGUUAUAAGUUGUAUUUUCUAAGUUUUACAAUACACGAUGUUUUGACUCAUUGCACAAAGAUUAAAAUUUAUCUUUUUCCAAAAAUAAAACUUUACAAAUAUAAUUUAAAAACAUUCAACCAAUUAAAAAUUGACUGUAAAAUUUAGUUAGUUCAACAGUUUUCAAUAAAAUAGAAAAGAAUAUAAAUAUAUCAAAAUUUUAUCUAUUUUGAAGUAAUAAAUAUUUUCUAAAACAUCAACUAUUAUAAAAUGGA